AUGCCCUCCCCAGCAUCCACCCUCCCCCGCCUCCACCUUCUCGCUUCCGUGCCAAGACGCUAUCACCCCACCACGAGUAUCACCACCACCAGCAGCUACAACUCCAGCAUCCGACUCUACAGCGCCACCGCACAGAGAAGUCUACCGACAGCGCUGGCCCGCGCGGGCCGCGCUGCGGAUCUACGCUCGCAUCCCGAGUCCGGCUUCACCCAGGAAAAGCUGCCGGACGUCAAGGGCAUGCAUCAUUGGGACGAGGGGCAUGCUACCGAGAGUGAGGCUGAUGUGAGUGUUUGA
This is a messenger RNA of Cyphellophora europaea CBS 101466, 294 nucleotides long. RefSeq lists its product as uncharacterized. The transcript has a single exon. NCBI's taxonomy places the organism in Eukaryota, Fungi, Ascomycota, Eurotiomycetes, Chaetothyriales, Cyphellophoraceae. The coding region runs from base 1 to 294 and encodes 97 amino acids. The record is from RefSeq and is a predicted model, not a curated record.